This is a messenger RNA of Stegastes partitus (bicolor damselfish), 4785 nucleotides long. Its product is annotated as CAP-Gly domain-containing linker protein 4. NCBI's taxonomy places the organism in Eukaryota, Metazoa, Chordata, Actinopteri, Pomacentridae. The coding region runs from base 107 to 2389 and encodes 760 amino acids. The record is from RefSeq and is a predicted model, not a curated record. The transcript is spliced from 16 exons. Gene Ontology annotation, molecular function: microtubule plus-end binding. Gene Ontology annotation, cellular component: cell cortex; microtubule plus-end; nucleus. Gene Ontology annotation, biological process: cytoplasmic microtubule organization.
ACAGGCAAUGCACUUGGGAGUUAUUUUGGGAAGGAUUUUGGUUAGAUGUUCUGCUGGACCCAGUCUGUGUCUCUUGAUUUUAGCUUAGCUGGACUGGGAGACUCUCAUGGAGAUCAACAAGAAAGAGGAUAUCGGAGAAGAUGACACCACCGGCCCUGAGGGGGAGAUGACAAAGGAGGAUGUUUCAGAGCCUGCUGAAGGGGACACUGUCCUGGGCUGCCACACAAGACUCACUUCUCAUCAGCGGCCAGUUAUCCACCAGGUGGCCUCUGCACCGAUGCCCAGUGACUGUGAGUUCUCCUUCUUUGACCCAAGUGAGCCGCAGUGCAGGGAGGUUCUUCUGGAUCCCAGCACUACCAUACCAGAGCUGUUUGCUGUCCUCAGGCAGUGGGUGCCCCAGGUUCAGAAGAACAUCAGUCUCAUUGGCAAUGAGAUCCUAAAGAGAGGCUGUGGUGUGAACGAUCGAGAUGGGCUGACAGAUAUGAGCCUCCUGCACUACUGCUGCAAGGCUGGGGCUCCAGGCAUCGGUGAUGCAGAGACAGCAGCCAGCUUUGCCCACCAGCUUCUUGCCUUGGGUGCUGAUCCCAAUCUUCGCUCGCGUUGGACUAACAUGAGGGCCCUGCACUACGCUGCCUACUUUGACGUUCCCCAACUUAUCCGUGUGGUGCUACAGGCCUCCCAGCCUGGAGAUGUUGAUGCCACUUGCAGUGACUUUGAUUUUGGCACAGCCCUUCACAUCGCUGCAUCUAACCUGUGCACAACGGCUGUCAAAUGUCUCUUGGAGCUGGGAGCCAAUCCUGCUUUCAGAAAUGAAAGAGGGCAGUGUCCAGCCGACGUGGUGCCCGAUCCCCUCGACAUGCCCUUGGAGAUGGCAGAUGCAGCUGCCAUGGCCAAAGAGCUCCGGACUUUGCUGAGACAAGCUUUACCCAGGCCCAGCUCCCCUCUGCCCCUGACUCUGCAAGCCCAGUCCCUCCCUGGUCUCUCUGAUAAGGCCAGGAUACAGCUUGCUUCCAUGGGAAUCCGACUGGGUGACCGUGUGGUGAUAGCUGGACAGAAGGCCGGAACCCUGCGAUUCUGUGGCAGUACGGAGUUCUCUGGAGGACUGUGGGCUGGAGUGGAACUGGACAAACCAGAAGGGAAGAAUGAUGGCUCGGUAGCAGGGGUUCAAUAUUUCACCUGUCGAAUCAAACAUGGGAUUUUUGCUCCCCUGUCCAAGAUAAGCAAACCUUCAGAAAGGCAUAAAACCAGCACCACGAAGACGUCCACACCCAUACGCCCCUCUCGUCGCAUUGACCUGUCCCGCAUUACUUCCAAGAUUAACACAGGUUUAUCUCUCUCUGUUAAAAAAACACCCGAUAAUCAAAAAAGCCCUCCUGGUCCCAAUCAAGACACAGAGGGAGACACCUCAGUCAUAACGACAGGUGUCCUCUCCCGCUCUCUCUCCUCUUCGUCCUCUUCGCUGGACUCUCGUCAUGGGCCGGGUGCCCGACCUCGUCCACUGCUAAGACAACGGCUCCCUCCCAGGCAGCGACGAGAGCGCGUUUCCCCGAGUCCCAGAACGACGCCCUCACCGGCCCUUCGCUCUUCUUCAGGCACCACAGCAGCACUAACUACUGCAGAUCUUCGAAGCCGAACUCCCUCAGGUAGUAGCUCCGUAUGCGAGGGCUCUGAGGUGCGAAUAGGGGAGAGGGUCCUGGUGGUGGGUCAGAGAACUGGUGUCGUCCAAUUCUGCGGAAAGACCAGCUUUGCUCCAGGACUCUGGUUGGGCAUUGAAUUGGACAAGCCAAGCGGUAAAAACGACGGCUCAGUGGGAGGAGUGAGAUACUUCAGCUGCCCACCAAAACAUGGAGUCUUUGCUCCUCCAUCUCGUGUUCAAAGGAUCCAUGGAUCUGUUGAUUGCCUGUCAGAGCUCACCUCCUCACGCCUCAGUCAUCCUUUCAGCGGGACAAUUCGUCGCAGUUUCAGCACAUCAUCGGCCAUCGCCACUGCGAAGGAGACGAGCAGAAGAAGCACUGUUUCCAGGAGUCGUUCCAAUCCUCACCGUCGACGCUGGAGCACCCUCAGCGGCGGUAGUGGCAGUGUUCCCGGAAGCACUGCAGGGUCCAGUCCCUCUCCCAGCACUGACGGACAGGUCCGCCUCCAUGUGGGCAUGCAGGUCCUCCUGAGCAGUGCCAAUGAGAUGGCAUUCAUCCGGUACCUGGGCACGGCAGACUUUGCCCCGGGCCUUUGGCUGGGUCUGGAGCUGCGAAGCCCCAAGGGCAAGAACGACGGCUCCGUGGGCGGGCGCCGCUACUUCACCUGUCGGCCGGGCCACGGUGUGCUGGUCCGUCCCAGCCGCGUCACCUAUCGUGGCAUUAACGGUGCCCGCUUGGUGAAUGAAAACAGCUAAGGCCUCGAGGCAGCGGAAGGGGGUGGGUGGGUUUUAACCUUGUGUUUAUGAUGCACUUAAAGCAAAAGUUUUAAGUUUAAGCUUCUUCAUCUUUUUGCAUUAACGAUUUUCUCAUUCAUAUACUUAGUCCUCUGUACUACUCAGAGGUGUUGUGAGUUACAGGAAUAAAACCACUUACUAAGUAUGUUUUUUUUUUUUUUAAUAUAGGUGACAAAAAGCACUUUAUGAAGUUUAAAUUCUUACAAAAAACUUGUUUUGGCAGGGUAGGGGAGGGGGUCUUAAUUAGACAUAAAACACUGCACUACUUUUAAUCUGAUUGCACUGAUAAAACAUCAAUAUGAUAGAUUAGAAUAAGAUAAAGUGGAUGAUAUAGAUGUGCACACAUGCAAAAAUAUUUUCUAUACCUAAAGCUAAUUUCGAUUACAUCAAGUGAGAUUGUGUGCCCACCAGCCAGGACACAGGAGGAGGGGAUGUGGGAGGAGAUGUUUUCAGAGUCUGGACACAUGCACUGCAGCACCCAACCGCCCAGCGGCUGCUCUGUCUCAGAACUGUUCUUCAGUCUAUCACGUUUUCAGUCCAUGUCGAUCUCUGCCACGCUCACAGCACCAUGCUCUGUUAAAGGCCUGGACAUUUUGGAGGCGGGUGAGCUGCCAGAGCCUCCCUCGUGUUUCCGUUUCUUGCCUCUGCUUCUUGCGGCUGCUGAGUUCAUGUGUUGGAGGUACGGCAGUGCGCUGGGAAAGGCCCGGGAGACAGCUGCAGACUCUGCUCCUCCACCUCCGGCAUCUUCCGCUAAUGUAGUCUACUUUCUAACCAAAAGUGUGCAUGUGUUUAUGCGAGAGUGUACGCAUGCAUGUGUAUGUUAAUUAAAGCACUUUGAAACAGGAGAGACUGAUUUUUACCAGGGUAGUCUUAUGACUUACAGAUAAUUGACGGAUGUUUAAUCAAAACUGGAUUUUCACUUUAUAACUCUAUGAGAAUUAAGUAGGAUUUAAUUAAACUUAGACCUCCAUCAACCUCCUUUAAAGUAUAACUGCACCAGACGUUGUUUCCUCCUGUACAUCAGUCUCUGUCACAGGCUGUCUAUUAACUUGACACAGAUGAAUGAUGGUGAUAUUGUGUCAUGGCAUAGCAAAAAUACUACCUAUUACCCGCUGGGAUAUGAUUCCAUUACAGCUUGCAACAGACUGACAUUGUUGAGACAGUGAUGGAAUUUAGGCAUAAUAUCACAUCAAAUAAGAAAUUGACGGUUUGCUUCAUAAGUACUUUAACUUCAGCUGGGAACACACUUGACGAGCGAAAGCCUCAUUUUAAACCUGAUUUGUCCACCGUGACAGAUUUAUUUAUUUAUUUUUUAUUUUUUUACAGAAUUGUGGAGAGUGCUGUUAGCUUCCCUGUGACUGAUUGAGAUUUCAAACCCUUUCUCCUUCUGGCUCAGCAUUAGAUCUGUCAGAGCUGUCGCUGUCACAUUUUCGGUUUGCAUUAUAACCUGAAUUUGGACUAAUCUCAUUGUGAUUCGGCGCUUUACACCGGUUACUAUUGUUCUGAAUUGUGUAGUCGGCAAAUGCCAGCCGCUAAAUGUGUGAGGGGGUGUUUAGAGUUUAGAAGUCUUGUGUGUUCCCAGCUUUGGUAACGACCUUUCAGUAAAGUACGGUGUCACUGCAUUUGUUGAAGGGCUUUGGAUGGGUCAUACUUGUAUUUAAUGCUUAAUUAAAGCAGCUUGACGCCGGAUAUAUGCAAUCAUCCAGAAGUUUUAAGAAUAGAGUUUGCAAUCUGAUUAGAGCCGUCUGUGUAACUCGACAGAGAACAAGUCAUUGAUUGUGCAUGUGGAAAACAGGUCCACUAUUCAGUAAAACACUCAUGCACCAUCCAAUUAGGGCGAGUAGGCCACAACAGUAGCUGUAGAAUCUCCUGUGGCCUUCUCUCAUUGAUCUGUCUGGUCAGGCCCCCUGUGAUUGAAAAGCAGUGGUGGUCAGAGCCCAAGGUUGUCUGAAAUAUCUGCCACAGAUGAAAUGAGUGAGGGGGGUAAAAGAGGUCUUUUUGAAUUCUUAUUGAAACAUUUUCAUUAACACAUUUUUUUCUUAAAACAAAUAGUUCAGUUACAUUAAGGCCAGCUCUUGAUGGUUUCUGUAACAUCUGUAAUUAUUCCACAUUUCAAAUGUCAUCUAUAGAUAUCCUUAUAGUUUGAUGCUGCACGAGUGAGUCUUAAAUUCACUGAUGAAAGUCUUCUGGCUCUGGGUUCUUGUUGGUAAUUUUUUUUUUAUUUAUGUAUUUCCUGAUAUGUAUAUUGGAAGUGUGGGUGUGUGACAGAGGGCUUUGGUCUGAUGCAUUUACAUGCUGAAAAAAACAAAACAGUAUUUGUAAAAAAAAAAUAAACAAAAGAUUCUAUUCCAAUUUGA